Molecule: messenger RNA, 485 nt
Organism: Coffea arabica (coffee)
Lineage: Eukaryota; Viridiplantae; Streptophyta; Magnoliopsida; Gentianales; Rubiaceae
Source: RefSeq, a predicted model, not a curated record
AUGCGUUUGGAGAAUGCAAAACGUAGCAGCAGCAGCAGCCCUUCGGCUUCCAGUUCGAAGCAGUUGAAGAGUUGCAGUGAUUGCCAUACAACCAGAACGCCUCUGUGGAGAGGAGGUCCAGCUGGUCCCAAGUCACUGUACAAUGCAUGCGGGAUCAAGUACAACAAGAAGAGGAGGGAGCUUUUGGGACUGGACAGGGGUAGAAAUGACAAGGGCAAGAAGAAGAGGAAAAGCAGUAGCGGCGGCAACAAGAGCAACGAAGGAGGCGGAGUGGGGCAAUCGCUGAGGAUGAAAUUAAUGGCGUUGGGAGGAGAAAUGGUGCUACGGAGAUCGGGAAAGCUGAUGGGGAAAUUAAGAGAGGAAGAACAAGCCGCUAUACUCUUGAUGGCUCUCUCGUGCGGAUCUGUCUAUGCUUAAUAAUAGUAAUUAGUUGCUAGAAAACAACUUACUAGUUUAGUAGUAGAGUACAAAAACUCAAAAAUGCU